UACGCCAAAUAUUACUCCAUACCAUAUCUUAUAAAUUAAAUAAAGAACCUGUACUUUGCUCUCUUAAAAACUCGACACAUGCUGUAUAUAAUUUCUUGGAGAUUAACAAAAUACAACCUUCAAGUUAAAUCUGAAAUCUCAUUUUUUUUUUCUCUCACAAUUUCUCUUAUUAUACAUCUCUCUCUCUCUUCUGUCUCUGUCUCCAUGAGCUCUAUUGCUUCUUCUUCAUAUAUUUCAUCUUUAAGGCCAUGAAGAAACACCCUAAACCGUGUAGUUUCCUUUUCCACAUCUUUAUACUCUCUUUGCUAUUUGUCUUUCUUCUUGUUUCUUUUGCACAUACGACCUCGUACAAGCGUAAAGCCGGCACUGGUCUCGGUCAUAAGAGAAUUCUAGCAAGUAAUUUUGAUUUUACUCCGUUUUUCAAGAACAAAGAUCGUACUCAACGUCAGCGUAGAAGCUCGACCGAAAAAGAAACUGAAUCUUGGUAUAAUGAUGAGGACCGGAUCGUACCUAGCGGUCCAAACCCUUUGCAUCACUAGCUAAAAGGGUUUUAAAACUUUAUUUGAUUCAAUAGGUUUUUGUUGUUUUUUGAAUAAUAUAUUGUUGACUACUACAUACAUGACCGUGGAUCAUGAAUCUAUGUUGUGAAGUGCAUUAGAUUGAUGUAACCAUUAUAUUUGUGUA
Messenger RNA from Raphanus sativus (radish), 684 nucleotides. Its product is annotated as CLAVATA3/ESR (CLE)-related protein 11-like. The record is from RefSeq and is a predicted model, not a curated record. The transcript has a single exon. NCBI's taxonomy places the organism in Eukaryota, Viridiplantae, Streptophyta, Magnoliopsida, Brassicales, Brassicaceae. Bases 249 to 539 code for a protein of 96 amino acids.